AUGUUAGCUCCAUUCAACCUACCCAAAGGCAUCCUCCUCCUGAUAACAGACGAACUAGCCGCUCCAGCAGACUUUCUCCUCCACCGAAGCCUAAUAUCGCACGUCAAAGAAACAAAUGGACCAACAAAAACGAUCGUGUUGUCCGUUUCAGAGGACCUGACAAAGUGGAAAGCGGUUGCGUCCAAGCUUAACCUCAACAUCUCGCACCAGAUAACGAAUGGAUCGCUGGAAUUCAUAGAUGUUAUGAAGCACGUCCAACCGGAUUUUCGUGCCCCGGCUCCUCGAGAGACGGCAGAUCUACAUUCACCACCGACACUACGUCCCCUCUUCGAUCUCUUGCAAACCGCAUUACACAAACCGGACCACGGGGACGCGAAGCUGGUUAUCCUGGACGAUAUAGCGACUUUGGAGUGGAUAGGGUUCUCGUUGCUUGAUGUUAGUAGGUUUGCGCGUGCGUUACGGUGUGCAUGUUUGAAGGCCAAAGCUACUCUGAUCAUCCGCCAUCACGUCGUUACGCCUGGGGAUCCUGACGAUUUGUUUCGACACCUGCUGCAAAUGUGCACAUAUCAUUUGGACGUAAGGCCUCUUGGUAGUGGACGGAGUGGGGCUGUCAGCGGAGAGGUUGCCUUGCAUCUGGGACCUUCUACUCCAGUUGGUGGUGGUGUCAAGUUGAUUCCUCGUAGUGCGGCGCUUCAAUAUAAGCUGGCGGAUAAUGGGCCUGUAUUUUUUCAGCGGGGAACUGGGGGUGGGGUUUUGUAA
Messenger RNA from Laccaria bicolor S238N-H82, 759 nucleotides. RefSeq lists its product as uncharacterized. Gene Ontology annotation, biological process: tRNA wobble uridine modification. Lineage: Eukaryota; Fungi; Basidiomycota; Agaricomycetes; Agaricales; Hydnangiaceae. Gene Ontology annotation, cellular component: elongator holoenzyme complex. The record is from RefSeq and is a predicted model, not a curated record. Bases 1 to 759 code for a protein of 252 amino acids. The transcript has 4 exons.